AUGGUUAAAAUCAAAAUGAGGAAGAAAGUUGUUCAUCAAAAACUUUCACGAGAAAAGCUUCUCAAAUUCUCUUCGAAGCCAAAACCUUCCACUCGCUCCAGAGAUCAAACGUUCACACCCACGCCUUCUUCUCCUAUAUCUCCUCCUCGCAUAGAUCCCAUGGCUUGCACCAAGAAUCCCUCAAGGAUUCCAUCUUCCUCCAAGCCAACCUCAACUCUCAGCGCUCCUCACAGCGCUCCAUCGAAUCCAAGCACCUCGAAAGGGAAACGGCCUGCUGCAGCCGAACCAACCACUGAGCCAACUCAACCUAAGCCAAGUUCUGUUCCUACUCGUCCUCAGAGAGACCGAGACAUUGUGUUAAACAAUAAAACUAUCAGUGCUUCCUUGAAAUACAUUGAUGUUGGGGCGUGUGGCUAUGCACCGGGUAAGUGGGAUGAAGGAGUUGGUAUCUCUUUCAAAGAUGCUCUAGCUUAUGAUGAAAAUGCUGCCACUGAUGCUGAAGAAGAGGAUGAUUCUGAGGUGACUGGUUUAGAUGUCUAG
Messenger RNA from Arachis ipaensis, 540 nucleotides. The record is from RefSeq and is a predicted model, not a curated record. Lineage: Eukaryota; Viridiplantae; Streptophyta; Magnoliopsida; Fabales; Fabaceae.